AGCGUGAAUGCAGCACCAGACCAAAGCAGCCGCUAGUCGACGUUAGUUGCCAAUGACAGCCCCGUGCUAGCUAAAGUCAUGGCGCUGCUCAAACAAAGUUGUUGUGUAGCUGGCCGUUUCUCCACAAACCAUCUUUGGCUCAGUCCCAGAUGCAUCCCACAUGUUUACACCAGCAGUCUGACAACUGUGACGAAAUCCCCCCCAGACCGGGCUGACAGAAAGGAGCUUCUGGGUGAUGACGGGCCUGAUCUACAAGACUUCAUUUCUGGGGAACUGUCGGAGAAAAGCAAGUGGGCAGAGUACAGAGGCAACCUGAAGAGAGAGAAGGGAGAGAGGCUGCGGCUUCCUCCAUGGCUGAAGACGGAGAUCCCCAUUGGAAAAAACUACAACAAGCUGAAGAACACACUGAGAGACCUCAACCUGCACACGGUGUGUGAGGAGGCCAGGUGUCCUAACAUUGGGGAGUGCUGGGGAGGAGGAGAGUACGCCACAGCCACAGCCACCAUCAUGCUGAUGGGGGACACGUGUACCCGUGGGUGCAGGUUCUGCUCUGUAAAGACGGCCCGUCGGCCCCCACCUCUGGACCCAGACGAGCCCUACAAUACAGCCAAGGCCAUCGCUGCCUGGGGGCUGGACUACGUGGUUCUCACCUCAGUCGACAGAGAUGAUAUUGCUGAUGGAGGGGCAGAGCACUUUGCUAAGACUGUCUCCAACCUGAAGGAAAGGGACCCUCAGAUGCUGAUUGAAUGUCUGACCCCUGAUUUUCGUGGUGACCUGGCAGCAGUAGAGAAGAUCGCCCUGUCAGGGUUGGACGUGUACGCCCACAAUGUGGAGACAGUGCGAGAACUGCAAAGGCACGUGCGUGACCCCAGAGCAAACUUUGAUCAGUCUCUGAGCGUCCUGAAGCAUGCUAAAAAAGUCAAACCCACUGUGCUCACCAAGACUUCCCUCAUGCUGGGACUCGGGGAGACUGACCAACAGAUACUCAACACAUUGACUGAGCUGCGAGAGGCAGGCGUGGACUGUCUAACACUGGGUCAGUACAUGCAACCCACUAAACGCCACCUAAAGGUGGAGGAAUAUGUCACUCCAGAGAGGUUUGCCUACUGGGAGAAAGUUGGGAAUGAUAUGGGCUUCGUUUACACAGCCAGCGGGCCACUGGUGCGAUCCUCCUACAAAGCGGGCGAGUUCUUCCUGAAGAAUCUGCUGAACAAGAGAAAAGCAGAAGUCACUAUAGCAGAGUGAAAAGCAUCAAACCAGCAGCUUCUAGAGCUUUAAUCUCGUCUCUGCCUACCUAUACACAUUUACAGUGACAAACUCAGCUUUACUCCUGCCAUAGCAUAAUGUAUUUAGUGUUGGCACAGGAAACACAUUUUAACAUAUGAGUAGUGCAAGUCAAAAAGGAAGGCAGGUGGCAUUCAAUAAGGGCAGAGAAGUGACAUUAACAAGACUCAUGUAAGUGCAGGAACCCUUCAGUAGCUGUAAUUUGCAAUCUCUGCACCUCAGGGGGGUACUAAAUCGCAUCCACCAUGAUCUCCCUCCCCACAGGGGCCCUGGACUUCGGGUGGAGAGACUGACCUUUAACCGAAAGCUCUGUUUAUGCUCUUUGAUGUCUGCUGCUUCAGGACUGAUGAUUUGAUGAAGCAAGGGGGUUUUCUUUUGGUCUGAGGGUUCUCGCAGCGGCUCCAAGUUUAAACUAUGUAUGAUACAAAAACAAAUCUACAGUUGCCGUAGACUUGUAACACUGUUGAACGCUCCGUUUAAAAUUUCUAUUACAUUAGAAACAGUAUAAUUCAAGCCCAAAUCGGCCUUUUGUCAGGUACAGAAGUAUCGUAAGAGGUACUUUUACUCUGUAUCUGACGAAGAGCCAAUCUGUGUUCAAACUGUACUUUUUAUAACGUAAUAAAAUGUACCUGUACAAGAAAGAUGUGCGUUUGUUUUGCACACUGAUUGACAAAACAAAUCUUUAAAAUGUACAUUUAUAUUUAAAGAAUUAAAACUCAUCAAUCCACA
Messenger RNA from Siniperca chuatsi (mandarin fish), 2013 nucleotides. It is a transcript of the gene lias, whose product is annotated as lipoic acid synthetase. The transcript has 11 exons. Gene Ontology annotation, cellular component: mitochondrion. Gene Ontology annotation, molecular function: lipoate synthase activity; 4 iron, 4 sulfur cluster binding. Lineage: Eukaryota; Metazoa; Chordata; Actinopteri; Centrarchiformes; Sinipercidae. Gene Ontology annotation, biological process: lipoate biosynthetic process. The record is from RefSeq and is a predicted model, not a curated record. The coding region runs from base 79 to 1245 and encodes 388 amino acids.